GUAAAUAUUACACAAAAGUGCAGGCAGUAGAUGCUGGAGGACAUCGUUCAACGCUAGUAUCAUCUGAUGGGGUAACUGUUGAUACAACCCCACCCGACAUAAUGCAUGUAGCAACGGCCGGCGCAAACUUACUUCAAAAUCCGUCCUUUGAGGAAGACGAAUCGAAGUUUGAUAUCAAUGAACAUCCACUGUGGUUCAACUCAACCAAGUCAGCUCCCCUUCAUUGGACAAUAACGCCUGGUACUAAGGUUGCUGUCGUGAACAGCAAAGACGGCGAGGCAAGAGAUGGCAACAAUGCGUGUCUUUUGUUGGGUGGUAUCUUUCAAAAUAUAGCGACAGGUAUAGGAAGUGUAUACGCAGUUCAGUUCUCCGUGAGUCACCCACCAAACCCUCCCAUAAAACAUAUGAUGCAAACUGGAAAAGUUAUCAUUCCUGGCGCAGAGGAAACAUUCCACAUCUUCCCACGUCAAGACGUCACUAAAAAUAACAACGGUCAUCAAAAUUUGAAAUCGAAAGAAUUCUCCCAAAUAGCUUGGCAUAAACAUCUGUAUACAUUUGUUGCGAAAAAUAAUACAUCCACGAUAGGAAUAGAAACAGUGGAGCGAAAUGCUGGAUUAUUAGUCGAUGCCGUUAGAGUUGAACUGAUGAAUCACGUAUCGACAGGUGGGGAGAUAGAAGUUACCCAUCAGCAAGCUGGGGAAUGGUCAUCAAUACAUGCUCAUUGGCAGGUGUUAGAUUAUGAAAGUCAUAUCGAUGAUGUAUCGUGGGCUAUAGGUCUCGUACAAGGCGGAACCCAGCUGCAAUCAUAUAUCAGCGUUGGGCUGAAAUCAUAUGGGAUCAACACAAAUCUCCAUCUCGUUCAUGGCAUGGUGGUUCACGUGACUCUGUUGGUGCGCAAUAACGCAGGUUUGACUAGCGUCAUAUAUGCUGAUCCCAUUGUAAUUGACCACACACCCCCUGUCAUCAAACACGUAUGGCACAGUCAGGAUCAAGAUAUUCUAUAUCAGAAAGCACA
This is a messenger RNA of Owenia fusiformis, 1015 nucleotides long. The record is from the annotation of a GenBank genome assembly. NCBI's taxonomy places the organism in Eukaryota, Metazoa, Annelida, Polychaeta, Sabellida, Oweniidae.